Molecule: messenger RNA, 7400 nt
Organism: Ictalurus punctatus (channel catfish)
Lineage: Eukaryota; Metazoa; Chordata; Actinopteri; Siluriformes; Ictaluridae
Gene: slc23a2
Product: solute carrier family 23 member 2
Exons: 15
Coding region: 465-2441 (658 amino acids)
Biological process (GO): transmembrane transport; L-ascorbic acid metabolic process
Cellular component (GO): membrane
Molecular function (GO): transmembrane transporter activity
Source: RefSeq, a predicted model, not a curated record
UGAGCAUGCGCAGAUGGUUCUCGUCAGUCGGCCUCGUCCAGACAGCGCGCGCUGAGAGCUAGUGGAGGCGCUACGAAGAAGAAAAGGACGAAAAAAGAAAACGAAAAAGAAAACCGUGUCGUCUUUGCGAUAACGUGUGUCCGGUGUGUGGCGUUUUGCGGUUGAAUUCAGAACCCGGAAAUCCUCCGCUGUGCCCGGGUUCACGUGCGUGUGUGCUGCGGUGAAGCAGUCGGCGAGGUUUGAUUGAGAAACACCGCGAGAAGGAGAGAAAACUUCCAUCCACUCUUCUCCUCCUUGGACAGGUGAGGCCACGCUGGACAACUUAUCAAACCUCAUACAGAUGAGUGGGCCGGCCGAACGCUGGACCAUGUGAAUGAGGAGAGCGGAGCGAGCGACUUCCUGUCAGAGUGAGAGAGGAGGUGAGAGGAGGAGGAGGUGAGAGAAGGAGGAGGUGAGAGGGAGGAAUGGGCGUGGGGAAGAACUCCAUCUGCAAAUCCAUGGACUCCAACACAGAGCCGAGCAAAUAUGAGGAGGAGAGCAAACACAGCGCCAACUUCUACCCCAUCCCAGUGGUGGUUAAUGGAGUGUCCCCAACUCCUGGAGACCAGGACCGGGAGGACACUGAGCUCAUGGCCAUCUACACUAAAGAGAGACAAGCGACUGAUAAAAGUUCUUUAUCGGGGACAGUGGACAGCGCAGACAGUACGGACGCCAGGAGAAUGGACAUGAUCUACACCAUAGAAGACACCCCGCCCUGGUAUCUGUGCAUCUUCCUAGGUUUACAGCACUACCUAACGUGCUUCAGUGGGACGAUCGCUGUGCCGUUCCUGCUGGCCGAAGCCAUGUGUGUGGGAUUCGACCAGUGGGCUACAAGUCAGCUCAUCGGCACCAUUUUCUUCUGCGUGGGCAUCACCACACUGCUGCAGACCACCAUCGGCUGCCGACUUCCAUUAUUCCAAGCCAGUGCUUUUGCAUUCCUCGCCCCAGCCAGAGCCAUACUUUCUUUAGACAAAUGGAAGUGUAAUGCAACAGAUAUUCCUCUGGUGAACGGCACUGAGCUCAUGCACACGGAGCACAUCUGGUACCCCAGGAUAAGAGAGAUUCAAGGGGCCAUAAUCGUGUCCUCUCUGGUCGAGGUGUGUGUGGGAGCGCUGGGUCUCCCGGGUCUGUUGUUGAAGUACAUCGGGCCCCUCACCAUCACACCCACCGUGGCCCUGAUCGGCCUCUCCGGCUUCCAAGCAGCAGGGGAGCGGGCGGGCAAACACUGGGGCAUCGCUAUGCUGACGAUUUUUCUGGUGCUGCUGUUUUCUCAGUACGCUCGCAACGUGCAGCUGCCACUUCCCAUCUACAAAGCCAAGAAAGGCUGGACCUCCUACCGCCUCCAGCUCUUCAAGAUGUUCCCCAUCAUCAUGGCGAUCCUGGUCUCCUGGUUUCUGUGUUUCAUCUUCACUGUGACGGACGUGUUUCCUCCAGAGAAGGAUCAGUACGGCUACUACGCCCGCACAGACGCCAGGCAGGGCAUCCUGGCAGCCGCGCCCUGGUUUAAAGUUCCCUACCCCUUUCAGUGGGGGUUGCCGACGGUAACCGCAGCCGGGGUGAUCGGGAUGAUGAGUGCCGUGGUGGCCAGCAUCAUCGAGUCUAUCGGAGAUUAUUACGCCUGUGCACGGCUGUCCUGUGCCCCGCCUCCUCCUGUACACGCUAUAAACAGGGGGAUUUUUGUCGAAGGCCUGUCCUGUGUGCUGGACGGUUUGUUCGGGACAGGAAACGGUUCCACGUCUUCCAGUCCAAACAUCGGUGUUCUGGGGAUCACGAAGGUGGGCAGUAGGCGGGUGAUACAGUACGGAGCGUUGCUGAUGCUGAUGCUCGGCACCGUCGGGAAGUUCAGCGCUCUCUUCGCGUCUCUCCCGGACCCCGUGCUCGGCGCGCUCUUCUGCACGCUCUUCGGGAUGAUCACGGCCGUGGGUUUGUCCAACCUGCAGUUCGUCGACCUCAACUCCUCACGCAACCUCUUCGUCCUCGGCUUCUCCAUCUUCUUCGGGCUGGUCCUCCCCAACUACCUCAGGGGAAACCCUCUCGUCACUGGUAUCGUGGAGAUCGAUCAGGUGCUGAACGUUCUGCUGACCACGGCCAUGUUCGUCGGCGGUUCCGUAGCCUUCGUUCUGGACAACACUAUUCCCGGCACCCCGGAGGAGCGAGGGAUCCGUAAGCUGAAGCGCGGCUCCGGUUCCGGCACGUCCGAGCUGAAAGGGAUGCGAUCCUACGAUCUGCCGUUUGGCAUGGACUUCCUGAGGCGCCACCGCAUCUUCCAGUACCUGCCCAUCAGCCCUACGUUCAGCGGUUACCAGUGUAACAGACUGGGCGGAGCCUGUCGGGGCCGGGGCAGCAUACGAGGAGAGGAGGGCGUGGCUGUGAGGACGGAGGCGGGAGAAAGCAGAGUGUAGUGUAGAGAGCGUGUUUUCCCUGCACUUACCAUCGCGCUGUUAUUAAAGCUCUCGACGAGCUCGUGUGUGUGUGUGUGUAGGUUAGAGCUCGUGCUAGUCUAUUUUUCUCACCUGUGAACUCUCUCUCACACACACACACACACACACACACACACACACACACUUUUAAUCUGCAGUAUAAAAACCUUUUCAUAUUAUGUGAUGGGACACUAUUGUUUCAAGACGUGGAAGUCGUGGAAACCUUCCACCAGGGGGCGACCAUCUUAGGACGUCUUCAAGACCGAGAGAUGGAAAUUGACUAGUCAGGAAGCAAAACAAAAAAAAAAUACCCACACAGCAUGAUUUUCUUUUUCCUUAGCAAACCUGCUGAGAAAUGUCGUUUUGUGCGUUUUAGAUUUAGACUUGACGCAAUACACGUUACAUUUCUACGAAUACACGACGUGUCCUCAAAACGUUGCCGUUCGUCCAGGGUGUUUUUUGUUGGUUUUUUUUUCUUCUUUUUUUUCAUUUUAAGCGUAACACGGAAGCUACAAGACUAAAAAAAAAAAAAAAAAAGUAGUUUUCCGUUCGGCUAGGUUUGAGCUACGUGAGCUGUCGCUUGCUAAACGCAAAACAGUUGUGAUUUAUGCGAGAGUUUGCGAGAAACGCGCGCGCACACGCACACUUUUUAAACCAAUUCCUCAGUCUUCAGUCUUGUAACCUGAUAUUCACCUGGGCUGAGCCUUUAGCAUUUCCACUGACCUAAAACCCUCUCUGCUGUCUGUGUGUCUGGUUUCGCCGAGGUUCCAUUUCCGGCGCGAAGUCUUGCCAACUUUGAAUUGUUCUACAAAAUAUUAGCGCAGGUUUAAGUUUACUCGGUUAUUUUUCUGUGCUUGUUAGACAGGACAUGUGCAGUGCCAGUAAUGUUUUGGAGCAUGUUGAUAAUGCAUGGGUGGGGGAGAGGGGGCAAUGAUUCACUUACCCCAAAUGUAGUCGAGUAGCUAAGGCAUGUUUUAGUAUCUGAUGUUUAUUUCUUUACUAUUGCAUGGGAGCAAUGAGAAGUUAAUAGGUUUUAUUUUUUUUUAUUCUUUUCCUUUUUUUUUUUUUUUUUUUUUUAAUUGGCUUGUUGAUUGUUCAUUCCUGCUGAACGUGAUGUCUAACCUCGUUAAUCUUCAAGCUUUUCAGAAUCGCUGCUAAAUCACGAGAGAAUAUUUCGAAUUAAAAAUACAGUAUUCUCACCCCACCGCAAGCCCUAUAUUCCAUUCUAUUCUAUUCUAUUCUAUUCUAUUCUAUUCUAGACAGACUGAAAUCUUCUCCAUAGGCAGAGCGAAGUUCUUCGUGGUCAUCCAGUGAAGCUUUGUUCAUGUUUAUAGAUAACAGGAAGUCCCGCUGUGUCCUGAAGCGUGUCUGUAAAGAACGGGACGUGAUUUGAGAACAGAUUUUUCUGUGAGAUAGACGUCCGUCAGCAUUAGUAGCUCUAGUUUCGGGGGCGGGGAGAACUAAAAAAAGCAAACAUCAGACACCAAACAUGUCUUGGUUGAUUGACUGCAUCGGGGCGAUUAUUAUUAUUAUUAUUAUUAUUAUUAUUAUUAUUAUAUUUUUUUCCUGAAUUGUUCCUUCAAAACAAAGCAAAAGCACUUAAGUCCUGAUCUGUCUGAUGUUGUUCUGUUGAAAGAUGCCAGUUUUAUCUACACUAUUAGGAGCUUUGACACUCGCAGUACAAUGUGUUUUUUCUUGCCUGAUUGGUUUUCACACUAUAGACGUUGUUCAUAUUAUUAUUAUUAUUAUUAUUAUUAUUUUCCUCGUUGUGUUUCUUUACACAAAGGUCGUCACGUUCAAACAAGCGGCGAUUUUAAAAUCUGAACGGUCAGCUCGGCCGCCGCGACGCGGUAUCGGACUAACGGCGUCGUGAAAGCAGCUUAACGGGUACGGGGGUCCGCGUCAUCGAAGCACGAGGAACCGAACCGCUCGAACGUUUCCUCGUUAAUUUCACCAAAAGAUUCAAAUCCAAAAACGCGACUAGAGACGGCCACGUAGACCGGAGCGUACACGUUUUGCGCCUUUAUUUAUUUAUUUAUGGUAGUCAGGGCUUUGGCUGGAAAACGCCCACGCAAACAGAAGGGGGGGGGGGGGGGGGGACCAAGAAAACGCUCUGGGUGGAAAUUUACGCGCGAGAGGUGACGUACUGGAACGUUUGCGACUUUACACUUUUACAGCUGAACUGGUGCUUGAUGUAAAAGGUCAUUCCACGUGUCGUGAUGAUUCAGCUGUUACUCUCUCUGUUUAUUUACCUUUUGUUUUACCAGGCUCUCUCGCCACUGGAUAAACUUGCCAUUCAAUUCGUAUCGUUUGGUUUCGUUUGUGUUUUUGUUUUAAAUCUCGUGUUUUCAUUGGAUGCACUCGUCUUACUUUCGGUUCACCGAGCAAUUUUUAUCCCAAAUUUCUGGAGCUGCACCACCAAGGAUUAAACGAACCAGAGUCUGAAGCUAAUCGCGGAUUUGUUCAUCCGAGCUUGGCUUUAACUCGGGUUGCGAACUCGAUUUCGUAAACGGGAAGUGAACUCUUUCGCCUUAACUUUGAAGAAAUCCUCAAACCGGCCAAUCAGAAUCCAUUCUUUUGAGGAACGUGUGCGCUUUAUGCAGUCGGUCCGAUAAAUACGGAGAAUUUAAACCUCAUCAGCUGCUAAAACGAAUCCUUAACCGAACCCGUACGUUUUAUCCUUGAAGCAGUAGACGCACAGGAUUAAACACGGUCGAAAGUCCGAUGCGACUUGAUUAUCCGAUCUCGAUCUUGCGUCGGUGCAGCCCGGAGACUGUUUUUACAUUUCCUCAGCCGGUCUUCGUGCCAGUAUUAGGGACGUUAACGGAUUCUGUGCAGGAGACGGAGCGAAGUUCGAACCUAAUGUUUACUACAAGUAUGGCAAAGUGAACUACAGCACUAUAAAUAUCACUGCAAUAAAAAAAAAAGAAAGAAAAGGCCUGAGAAAGGGGCAAUGUCUUGAAACUUGUGUAGAGUUAUUUGGAUGUUUUUAGUUCUAUAGUGAACCCGUUAUAAAACUAGAGUCGGGGCGACUCUAUGGAUGGGACGUCUGACAGGACAAAAACAGCAGUGUUGUAUUUUUACUCGUAAGCAAUUUAUCACACGCAGGUGGAAGGUACUUAAGAAGCUGUCUUUUUUUCCCCCUCCUUUUUGGGGGUGGGGGCUACAAUUGAGUUAUAAGAUUUAUACUUGACCCGAGUAUAAUUAACAACUAAUCACAUUUCUGUGGGAAAUCCCAAACUGUUUUACUCCUCCUACGUUAUGAAUCUCAAAAGAUUAUGAUUCCCACCCCCCACUUUUGCUGGAAUGUUUGUCCAAUCGCGCUUCAGUCAUAUUUUAACUCUAAAUUUUAUUCAUCAAAUCCCAAAUCCACACCAGUUUAUAAAUACAGAAAUUAGUUUUCAUAAGAAAUGAAGACGUUAAACGAGAUUCCGUAGCUAUAUAACGUUUGUAGCUUUUCAAUACAGAUCACAUUAAGUUUUUUAUUUAAAAAAAAAAUAUCGUAAAUGUGACGCCAAAAACAAGAAGUUGUCAUUUUGUCUUGGUGAGAUUUCCACCGUAAGAUUUUGAUCCGAGUUCUACUUAUUAUUCCAGUCGUUGUAAUCCGAUCGUCUCAGUGUACUUCCACAUCAUUUCUGAUUUCCUUAAAGCGUUUAUUUCUUAAAAAUUGUUCUGCUUGCUGUAAUUUCAGUUGGAUAAUUACUUAAAGUUAGUGGCUGUCUGUGGGGGGGUUAAAUGUUAAAACAUCUUAAAUGUUCUGUACAGAAAUAUCAGAUGUCUUGCUACAUAUUUUUCAAGAUGUUUCCACUUUGCGAAGGAAAUUCUGGUCGCUUUCUUCCUUUUUUUUUUUUUUUUUUUUUUUGCGCACAGUGAACACGUGAUUUUUUGUGGGCGGAGUUAAACAUAACACUAUAACGCUUCUGGCCCUGUUUAUAACGUGAAACCGUUUCUCGUGUGAAGUAUAGCUGUGAAACACCAACGUUUUGUGUCAGCCUGAGCACCACAUGUUCACCGUGUCCUCUCUUUCAUUCUUCAAACGUCUUGAGUUUUUAAAAAAAAAACGUUUGUAAACCGCUCUCGGAUGCCGAAUACGACUCGAACGGGCCUUCUUGCUAAGACCUCUCGCUUCCUCCCGAUCCAGAUCCCGAUGUUUGCUGUGGUACGGUAACGCUGGCUCCGGUUGACGCCCGUGCGGAUUUUUAAAUUGGCAGAUCGCGAAAAUAAAUUUUCAGCGUUAAUAUAACGCGUAAAACGGAAGCCUCAGAUUUGACCUCGAUGUCAAAGGUGAAAGGUCGUGAGGGGUCUUCGUAAGACGAUCACUGAGAGUAUGAUUUCAAAGAUAAAAUCCCUUCAGUUAUUUUGAAGGAGAAUCUAUCUGAAGAAUAUACUAUUGUCUAUCUGAAGUGUUUGAUAUCUUUCUUUCUUUCAGUUUUUUUGUUUGUUGGUUUGUGUUUUUUUUUGUUUUUUUUUUUGUUUUUUUUACACAUGAUUUUUUUGUUUUUAAAUGUUUUUACAGAUAAAGACGUGUUUGUAGAGAUCACGUGUAUAAACGUAAAUAUUAUAAUACCAUGCUGCGAAGCGCACCAUUUUUGUUACACUUUUAUUUAAGUGGAAUGAAAAAAAAAAAAGUUUUGUUUUCUUUUCUAUUUUAUUCUUUGCCUCUUUUUUUGAAAGUUUUUAGAAUAGCUACUUUUGUUAGCUAGAACAUUUCUUCACAAUGUAUUUUUCUAACAUUGCUUCCAGUUUGAUGUCGAGUCAAUCGCAGAAUAAAACUAAGAGCGUCUUAGUGAGAUACUCUAUGAUAAAUAUAUGGAUAUACUGAUUAUAUUGAGUAGAGUACGGCGUGUGCUUUACUCCUGGACCAGGCUUUGUGAAUACUAAUUGUAGCGACUGAUUUAUUCCUUGCUCCUAAAAUGAUUUAAAAAGAUGUUACACAAUGAA